AUGGAAGACGUUGCACGUUUAGCUGUAAUUGAACAACAUCUAAGCGAUAUUAAUAAAUUCAAUAGAGUGUUGCAUGAUCUUUUGCAGCACAUCAACCAUAUAUUAGAAAACCCUCAUGAUUUGGAAGUGCGUACUCUAAAAAAUCUUUAUCUUAAAGAAGCUAUGGAAGAUGAAGCUGUUAGUGAUUACCUUAAAUACAUUGGAUUCCAACUGGUAAAAGGUGAAUACAUAUAUCCAAAGGAACAAUCUCUUAGCAAAUUAAGACUGGCACAGGUAGCUAUCCAAAGGAAGAUAUCCAUUUGUUAUGGAUCCAAAUCCGAGUUUCUGUUCACAAAACCAGCCUCCACCUUUGCCCAAGCCAAUAAGCCUAAGCUAAAACCAGUGUAUGUGACAACACAGAAUGAGUUUUUACUAAAAGUACAAAUGCUUUUUAAUGAUAUUCUAAAAUAUGAAAAUGAAGAGAUACAAGCAUUAGCUCGGGAACACAUUCCUCUAGUAACACUCCAACUGAAUGCAAUAGAAAGGGUGAGAGAACAUCAAAGACAAUUAAAAAAUGGCGAAGAGACUGGCAAUGACUUAUCAUUUGAGAUUGGUCUCCUGAUGGAGCUGCUGGGUUGGUUCAAGAAUACCUUCUUUUCGUGGGUAGACAAACCCGACUGUGAACAAUGUGGGGCACCUACUGUCCACGAAAGAAAUGAAAAUAUGAAAAUAGGAACUGAGACCUGCAGAGUAGAGAUAUACAAGUGCACGCAAUGCAGCGCGGAGGUGCACUUUCCACGCCACAAUGAUGUAGCAAUGUUGCUGCGAACGCGUCGCGGACGUUGCGGCGAGUGGGCCAGCUGCUUCACGCUGUUCUGUCGCGCGCUGGGGUACGACACGCGCUACGUAUACGAUGCCACGGACCACGUUUGGUGCGAGAUAUUCGAUUAUGACACGAACACUUGGCUACACGCAGAUCCGUGCGAAUAUUUGCUGGAUGCUCCGUUAACAUACAGCUGUGGUUGGAAGAAAAAGCUUACAUACGUGAUAGCUGUUUCGAGAGACGAUUUGCAGGACGUCACUUGGCGUUAUACAACGGAUCAUAAGGAGGUACUUAAAAGAAGGAAGUUAUGCGAGGAGAAUGAACUGUUGACCACUAUAAUGGCACUUCGAAGUGCGAGACAGGCGCAGGUCUCGGAAGCCAGGAGGCGGUACCUCGUCAAACGUUGCUUGAAGGAGUUGGUGCAGUUAAUGGUGGAGAGGAAACCGGAAGACUACGAAACACGCGGCCGGAUAUCCGGAUCGAAGGAAUGGCGUAGGCAACGCGGCGAGAUCGGCAAAGAGAAUACAAGUUACGUUUUCGAAUUUGCACAACCGGGAGAUUACACGGUGAAAUACUACGCCAGCUUGAAUAAAUACCAGAUUAGCCGUGACGGGUCGGAUAUAGAAUCGAUAAAUUCAUUCGAAAAUGGUGCCUAUUCCUGCGAAAGCAUUUUUCGUAAAGUGGAGAUGGACUGGCGUCAGGUGUACUUGGCUAGAGAAGUGGACGAAACAAUUGGGUCAAUAUCAUGGAAAAUGGCGGUGAAAGACGACAGCUUAAUCUUUGAACAACUUGCCAUACAAAUGACAACAGCGCUAUACGAAACAGGGAACAUAGAGUGUACGGUUCGGUUCGAUGAAGAGAUCCCGCAGCAAAUGAAACUUGGUGAGACGUGGCAUUUCAAACGGGAGUUCAAGCAAGUGGUGCUGGCUUGUCGUCUAUCCGGUGGGAUUGGGGACGUGGCCUGGCAACACGCACAGCUGUUCCGUCAACCGAUCGACAGCGAAAAAUACGUCUUUCAACUGGCAACACGUGUCAUUCAAAAGUGUACAGACGGUAGCAAUAACUAA
Parnassius mnemosyne (clouded apollo) is the source of this 1869-nucleotide messenger RNA. Lineage: Eukaryota; Metazoa; Arthropoda; Insecta; Lepidoptera; Papilionidae. The record is from the annotation of a GenBank genome assembly.